GCUGGCCCCGCCAUGAGACCCAUUGAUAGAGGGGAAGAUGGGGGGCUCUUAACUCUUAAGAGCCUGCCGCCGGGUCCUCCAUAAACCUCGCAAACCUUGCUGUUCUUCGCUCUCGACUAACUGAUCGGUAUUCACCGGAACUCUGCUUAACAAACCAACAGGGCCGCAACCAUGGCGUCGUCGACUCCUUACACGGUGAGGUGGGGCAUCAUGGCCACCGGAUGGAUUGCCGAGGUCUUCACCAAGGAUCUCCUCGCCAACCCAGCCACCCGCGGCGUGCACGAUGUUCGCCACGAGGUCGUGGCCGCCGCCUCGUCCAGCUCCAAGGACAGAGCCGUCGACUUCCUCAAUCUCGUCAAGGCCCCAAGCUCCGCCAGAGCCUAUGGCUCGUACCACGAGCUGGUAGCCGACCCGGACAUCGACAUCAUCUACGUUGCCACGCCCCACAGCCACCAUUUCCAGAACGCCAUGCUCGCCCUCGAGGCCGGCAAGAACGUGCUAUGCGAGAAGGCCCUGACCGUGAACGCAUCCCAGGCCCGCAGGCUCGUUGAGAAGGCUCGCGAAAAGGGCGUCUUCUUCAUGGAGGCCGUGUGGACGCGCUACUUCCCCCUCAGCGUCCAGGUGAGGGAGCUGAUUGCGAAGGGGGCUAUCGGUACCGUCUACCGCACCAUUGCCGACCUGUCACUUCCCAGGGACGCGGGCGACGGCAAGGUUGACUUUGCCGACUCGCACCGCAUGGUCAAUCCCGACUUGGCCGGCGGCGCGCUCCUGGAUUUGGGCAUCUACUCCCUAACCUGGGUUUUCCAGACGCUCUAUCACCUGCAGCCCGAAGCGGACAAGGAGGCGCCCAACGUCGUGGCUGCCAUAAACAAGUACCACACAGGCGCCGACGAGACGACCAGCAUCAUCGUGCAGUUUCCCAAGCACAAGAGCCAAGGCAUCGCGCUUACCUCGCUCCGCGUGGCUCACGACGCGGUCGGGGACGGGUUGAACAGCGGCGGUGCCGCCAUCCGCAUCCAGGGGUCCGGAGGCGAGAUCCAGGUCAUGGGCCCGGCGUAUUGUCCCCUGCAGUACCGCGUCAUCAAGAAGGCGGCUACCGGCACGGCCAAGAUUGAGGUGUUCGACUGUCCGAUCCCCAAGGACCCCGAGACUGGCUGGGGCCAGGGCAUGUUCUGGGAGGCUGACGAGUGCGCGCGCUGCCUGCGGGACGGGAAGAAGGAGAGCCAGACGCUGCCGUGGAGCGAGAGUAUCGUGAUCAUGGAGGUGAUGGAGGAGGCGCUGCGGCAGGGCGGCGUCGUAUACCCAGAGCUGAUUACGACUGACGUGUACGAUGCCCUGAGCCCCCUGAACACGGGCAAGCGGUAAUCGGGAGACUCGAACUUAACCGGGCUUCGAGGUGGCUGGCGUUGCUCGCUUCCGGUCGUUCUAUCAUUGUCGGAUCGGCUUGUUGGCUAGGGCCAUGUAAUUGACUGGAGCAGUUUGAGGCGCGUAUCUCAUGAGCACAUGAAACCGAGACGCCCGAAUGUCUCACUCAAGAUCAAGAACACGGGCAAUGCUAUUCAAUGAUGCCUUGGGCUCUGAUGACUGGUAG
Molecule: messenger RNA, 1591 nt
Organism: Chaetomium strumarium
Lineage: Eukaryota; Fungi; Ascomycota; Sordariomycetes; Sordariales; Chaetomiaceae
Exons: 3
Coding region: 172-1365 (397 amino acids)
Molecular function (GO): nucleotide binding
Source: RefSeq, a predicted model, not a curated record